Messenger RNA from Drosophila mojavensis, 975 nucleotides. Its product is annotated as protein rolling stone. The transcript has 4 exons. Gene Ontology annotation, cellular component: membrane. The coding region runs from base 128 to 952 and encodes 274 amino acids. The record is from RefSeq and is a predicted model, not a curated record. Lineage: Eukaryota; Metazoa; Arthropoda; Insecta; Diptera; Drosophilidae.
CCUAUUGGCUCGACUCUGGCCCUGGCUGCGGCAGUUGACAUUCUACCGACGCGUCAGCCAUUUGCUCUGGUCGGCUUUAGCAGCUCUCGUCCAGCUACGCAGACAUCGAGUCCAUCCGGCGGGCGUGAUGCGUGAUACCAGCCAGCAAACCUGCUGCUGCCAGCCCCUGGUGGAUGAGUUUCAGUGUGCCAAGUUUUCACUGUACCACGAUCAGCCCGCCGACUUUUGUCGCUCCCAAUGGCAGCGCAGCGAACGCUCUUUCAUCUGGCUGAUCUAUCGUUGGCUCCUGGCGGCCUUCUUUGCAGCUGGGGUCAUUAGCAGUCUGGUCGAUCAAUUCAAUGAAGGCACAUGGUUCAUCUAUCUAACCGAUUGGGGUUUCUCCUUAUGCUUCUAUGCCUGUGCCUAUGGCGCCAUUCUGGCCACCAUAUACUUUAUAAAGCCCGGCUAUUUUGUCUCUGGCAGCUGGGCUCUUAGGAUAUACUGGUGCUCGCAUUUUACGACAACAGUUUUGGCCCUGAUGAUAACGUUGGUUUUCUGGACAGCGCUCUAUCCUAGCACGUCUGACGGUCCCGUUGGACUGUACAAUCUGUGGGCACAUGCGUUCAAUUCCAUUUGCAUGCUCUUCGAUUGUUUCGUCGUGGCCUUUCCCACUCGCCUGAUGCACUUUGUUUAUCCGCUCGCGGUGGGCCUCGUCUAUGGCGUGUUCUCGCUUAUCUAUUUCUGGGCCGGCGGCACCGACUUCUUUGGUAAUCGCUAUAUAUAUUUCAUUCUGGACUGGGAGACGCCGGGCUUGGCCAUUGGCAGCGUUUGUGGCUGCAUUGUGCUGGCGCUAUUCUUUUGCGUCGUCAUCUUCUGGAUCUAUAGACUAAGAUUGUGGAUGCUGGAGCGCUGUAGCAAAACUUCUGCCAUUGAAGUACGGCAGACGGCCACAUCAGGCGCUGAAGCUGCUUAAUUAAAGUUGAAAUCUAAUUUGUA